Molecule: messenger RNA, 630 nt
Organism: Lottia gigantea (owl limpet)
Lineage: Eukaryota; Metazoa; Mollusca; Gastropoda; Lottiidae
Exons: 5
Molecular function (GO): calcium ion binding
Source: RefSeq, a predicted model, not a curated record
AAAUGUCCAAUGUGUCGUGAAACAUUACAAGGUGCUCACUGUUACUGUCCUGAUCAUUAUGAAUUUGAUACAGAUCAUUCUAUAUGUGUGGAUAUAAAUGAAUGUAAAUAUAAUGAAUAUUGUGAUCAACUUUGUGAGAAUCAUGAUGGAAGUUAUGAAUGUAACUGUGAAGAAGGUUAUAGUAAUAACGGUACCAAGGGAAGAUGUUUAGCUAAUAAUAGAGAUACAGCCAGGAUUAUAUUUGCUAACUAUAACAAUAUACAACUAUAUAGUUUAAAUGGUAGAAAUCUAGUAGAACCACACUUAGUGAAUGGUUCACAAAUAGAAACACUAGAUUUUGAUAUUAAAAAUAACUCAGUCUGCUGGGUUAACUUUGUGAAAUCAACAGAAUCUAAUUUAAAAUGUGUCAGUUUAUUAGAUCCUAGUCAUACAUGGCAGAUACAUACUCAUCAUAAAUUAACCUCUGUAAGUCAUGUAGCUAGAGAUUGGGUAGGAGAUAACUGGUAUUUUGCUGAUGAUGUAAAGGAAACUAUAUUUCUAUGUAGUGGUAAUGGUGUACACUGUGUUAAUAUAAUUAAUAUUGAUAUCAAACGACCUAAAAGUCUAGCACUAGAUCCAACUAGAGGGUAA